AUGGAGUUCCAGAACAACCCUCGGGCACGUCGUCUUGAAUCAGUAUGGGACAAUGAACCAGUCAAGGACCUCAAGUAUGCAUAUGAUGAUCCAAACUCUGAGACAAAGGUUCAGAGCCUCCAAGAAAUCAUCACAUAUCUCAAGUAUCUCAAGGCAAAUGGGGUGGAGCCAAACCAGAAUAAGAAAUCCAAUGUGUACCUACCUUUCAAAUUGAGGAAUGUUUUCAAUGUCUUUGUACUCCUGUGUUUCCUGCCUAUGGUGUAUGCUUCAACUGCAAUGGGCCUCACAGAGACAUUCACCUCAGCAACUCCAAGGAUCAUGGGCUAUGCUAUGGCUGUUAUUCUUAUUUUCAUCUUGCGCAAUGGGGAAUAUCUCCAUCACCAUUAUCUCCAAUCCCCAGCAACCCUUAAUCCCAACUUUCCAUCUGUAUGGAUACGUCGUCUCAGUGCCCACCUAUUCUCCCAGGACUCACUUGCCCUUCCUCAACUGGACCAAAAGACCCAGAACUAUCUUAUCCUUGAAGCUGCAAAUGGACUUGGGCUUUCACAUGAAUUCCUUUCAGACCCACACCUCAUUCAUCCACAACCAACCCUGUUAGGACCCAGUUAUUUUGACUGCCAAGUGUGUGGUGGAUGGUUGAAGCAAACUAGACAAUGUGUGGAUAUAUGGAUUUUGGAGGAUAAUGGUGUCUACAUUGGCCAGCUUGCACAGGGAAACUGCCAGUCCUGCAAUACAUCUCACUUUCCAGAUCGCUAUUGCACUUCCAUCAAUGGGAAACUUACCAAUAUCUUUAAUCCUGAUGCAGCUUAUCUCUGCAUUGGAGGUAAUAUCUGGAUUAAUCGGCAAGUUGCUCAAACUCAGUCCAAUUUAUGUUAUACUGCACAUAUGUCAUCUGAGGGCUUUGCAUCAUUCUAUUCACAGCGAUAUGGGAAGGAUAAGAUUUCCCUCCUUCCAAAGCAUACAUGGAAGUUAUUUGUCUUACAUGAGUCCCUCAAGUUGUGCAAAGCUACCAAUCAUGAGCUUGUUCUUCCAUCACACACAAGCAUCACAGCUUUGGCUUCAAAGAUGCAAGAAAAAAUUUUCCCUGGAGCUGUCAAGACAAUCCAAGGUGCACUUGCUCAUCAGUGUGCUCAGUGCUUCCACCCAUACCGAUCCCUGCAAGAUGGAACUGCAGUAUGUGAUCUACUGACUAUUUUUACUUCCCCUUGCUAA
Cantharellus anzutake is the source of this 1212-nucleotide messenger RNA. RefSeq lists its product as uncharacterized. The record is from RefSeq and is a predicted model, not a curated record. The transcript has 2 exons. Lineage: Eukaryota; Fungi; Basidiomycota; Agaricomycetes; Cantharellales; Hydnaceae. The coding region runs from base 1 to 1212 and encodes 403 amino acids.